AUGGGGGCGGAGGGGCCCAAACAAAUCUGCCUACGAGUCAAUGACUUCACAGAAGUUGAACGUCACACGGCGUACAACCAAAAAACUGGCAGAGACGUGACCCUUGAUUUGGACACGAACUUCCUGAAAGCAGUGCGAGAUUUGAAGCUGAAGGGCGGCGAAAGCGUGGCAUGGUUAAAGUUUCAUGUCAGUACCUCUUUUGACCCCACGAAGUUCUUCAUCAUCAAGGGCAUUGACGUUCAACACUUCCACACCGUCCGUGAUCUCUUCACUGCGACAGCCAAAGCCGUUAACAUCGAAGCGGCUGAGUUGACUGAUUUCGUACCAGGGUUCAAGAACGGCCACGCAGGCUUCCGUUACCCUGAGUCAGUCUUGCGCUGUGCCUUGAUUCUCUGUAUCCUUGAGUUAGAUGAGGAGGGCGACGUGGAAAAGUAUGGACUUAUCAAAGACGGCUCCCUGGAAGAUUAUGCUAGGUGGGCAGUUUGUGACGGACAUGGAAGCCCUGCACGGGGUCCCUUGACUAUAGAGGCCUAUGCCAAGCAAUUUCUCAAGAACUGCAAAGAGCGGUUCAGGCGCUCGUCCGUUGGGGCAAAGCCCAGCGUUGGAGGCAGCUAG
Molecule: messenger RNA, 615 nt
Organism: Symbiodinium pilosum
Lineage: Eukaryota; Dinophyceae; Suessiales; Symbiodiniaceae
Source: the annotation of a GenBank genome assembly